This is a messenger RNA of Phalaenopsis equestris, 844 nucleotides long. RefSeq names its product two-component response regulator ARR17-like. The transcript is spliced from 6 exons. The record is from RefSeq and is a predicted model, not a curated record. Lineage: Eukaryota; Viridiplantae; Streptophyta; Magnoliopsida; Asparagales; Orchidaceae. The coding region runs from base 189 to 686 and encodes 165 amino acids. Gene Ontology annotation, biological process: phosphorelay signal transduction system; cytokinin-activated signaling pathway.
UCCAGCUGUGGAGGCCUUCGCGGAAAAGGGGCACGAAAGCGGGGAGAAAGACGGAUGAGGCAGGAGAUCUUUAGAAUGUGAGGGGUUUGAUUCUGGGAGGAUUCUUUCCUUUGUUGCACUGAUGGAGCAGAUCACGAAAUAUCGCCCUGAUCCAGAGCCAUUUCUCGCUCCUUCUCUUCGUCUUCGACAUGGAUUCUUCUUCUUUCUCUCCCGUAUAUGAUCCGAAGGGAGAGGGUGACGCAGGUGAGCUUCAUGUCUUGGCUGUUGAUGAUAGCGUCGUGGAGAGGCUGUUCUUAGAGAGAAUGUUGAAGAAUUCUGAAUACAAAGUAACUACGGCAGAAAAUGGAGUGAGGGCACUGGAAUAUUUGGGUCUUCUUGGAGGUGCAGAAGAAGGCAACCAAAAUAAAACAGAUUUGAAGGUGAAUUUGAUAAUCACUGACUACUGCAUGCCAGGCAUGACUGGCUAUGAGCUGCUGAAGAAGAUAAAGGAAGUAUCGUACUUAAAGGAGAUUCCUGUGGUGGUCAUGUCUUCAGAAAACAUCCCAACACGAAUAAAGAAAUGCUUAGAAGAAGGGGCCGAAGAGUUCAUGUUGAAGCCAAUCCAACAAUCUGAUGUGAAGAGACUGAGAUGCCAUGUGAAGAGCCUUAACCAGCCUUCCCCUGGCAGGUUAUGCCUGGGAAUAUAAGAGAGCUUACUGAGAUAAAUAAAACUUAUAAUUAUUAGUCUCUUUUUCUUUAAAUAUUUCCCGUUUUAAUCUUGUUUCAAUAUUUGAAAAUAAUUAAACUUGACCUGACAAAGAAACUUUGAUGCAUCAUCAACUUUAUUUGCUGGUGUUUUUUAAUG